AUGCUGAUCGCUGGCUCAGCCUCCAAGCGCUUCGAGAAGGUCUUCAUCUCGUACUUCUCGCUGCUGUGUCGCGAGAUGUUCCUGCGCAGCUUCUUCACGCGCAUCUUCGUGCUGGAAGAGCUGCUGAAACACAUCCGAGAGCUCAUUUUCCGCGCUAAAGAAGACCCCCACCACCUCGUCACGAUCCGCGCGAAGCUCAACGAGGCAACCAACGACCUCAUUCUCUUCACUGACACUUUAGGUUAUCUGCUGGAAUCGCUGGAGUUCGUGAAAAUCCCGCAAAAAUCGCCCAACGCGACCGAAGAGGAGGAGUCCAUCUUCAGCUACCUCGACCUGAAGAAGCAGCACCACGACAUUCUCCUCCGCGCGCGCGACUUGGAGAAGCUCGUGCACGGCGCCAAGUACGAGAUCGUCAACUUGCGGCAGAUGGCCGAAGUGCUCAACACGUCCGAGCUCGAGGACAUCUUCAAGACGGUCGAGGGCAACACCAAGGUGCUUGCCGACUCGUCGCUGACUGUGGAGCAGUGCGGCUCGUCGCUCGAACUGGUGCAAGUGCUUCUCGCUGGCAGCUUCGCCUUCACGCUGCUAGACCGGAUCCCCGGUGGCACCUUGAACGCCGAGAUGCCCGAGUGGGUGGAGGCAGCGUUCGCCAAGACGAUCAUCGACAUCCCCCUGCUGUUCUUCGUGUUGAAUAUCAUCUGGAUGGCUGGAUGCAUCUACGCGCUGAUCCGGUACAAGAAGAAGCGCAGCCAUGAGGUCGAGUACGGACGCCGAACACUGCGGAUCAGAGUGAACAAGGCCAUCGACAUCGACAACUUCGAGGUGUUCCUGGGCACGCGCGUGCUGGACAAGCAGGAGAGCGUGUCCCAGCUAGCGUCGGAGGUUCGACGCGUCGUGUGGAAGGACCUGGGGCUCCAGGCGUGCGACGACGAGCGCGCGCACCCGCGCCGAAGCGUGGCGUACGCUAAGGGCGCGGCAGGUGCAGCGGGGGCUUUGGCUGGGAAUUCCGUGUCACCGCUUAGCGCUGGGGCUGGAGGGCUGCUGGGCCCGGGAAUCCCCGUCGAGGUCGAAGUCGAGUAUGACAGUCGCUACGGCUUCCUGCUCUUCGUCAUGUUCAACUUCCACAUCCGAGAGAAGGUCGUCCCGUUCGCUCAGAAGCUGCGGCUCGGCUUAACGCAGCUGAAAGAGCGAAUUCGCCUUGGGGGAAGGACAGCGCCGAAGCCCAAGCGAGUGCCAGAUGAGAGCGCGUGCCCUCGAAACGAGACGCUCGUAAUGGAGCAGGAGCUCAUGGCCUGGUUUGCGAUGGAGAUGAAGCAGCACGGAGUAAUUAAGAGCGUUGAGGCUUUCCUAAGCUCCCUGUAA
This is a messenger RNA of Phytophthora sojae, 1362 nucleotides long. RefSeq lists its product as hypothetical. The record is from RefSeq and is a predicted model, not a curated record. The transcript has 3 exons. Lineage: Eukaryota; Oomycota; Peronosporomycetes; Peronosporales; Peronosporaceae. The coding region runs from base 1 to 1362 and encodes 453 amino acids.